This is a messenger RNA of Penicillium atrosanguineum, 2172 nucleotides long. Its product is annotated as putative C2H2 transcription factor. The transcript is spliced from 5 exons. Bases 1 to 2172 code for a protein of 723 amino acids. Lineage: Eukaryota; Fungi; Ascomycota; Eurotiomycetes; Eurotiales; Aspergillaceae. Gene Ontology annotation, cellular component: chromatin. The record is from RefSeq and is a predicted model, not a curated record. Gene Ontology annotation, biological process: DNA-templated transcription; regulation of transcription by RNA polymerase II. Gene Ontology annotation, molecular function: DNA-binding transcription factor activity, RNA polymerase II-specific; zinc ion binding; RNA polymerase II cis-regulatory region sequence-specific DNA binding.
AUGUCUGUGGAAUUCUCACUUCCAGAUACACAGGAGACUCAAGAAGAGCAGUUGGCGCUACCAAAAUACCAAUGUCCGAUCUGCUCGCGGCGCUACAAACGGCGCGAACAUCUCUCCCGCCACACUAGUUCGCACACGGCAGAGCGACCUCAUCGAUGCAGUUCUUGCAACGGGGCUUUCCAGAGAGCCGAUGUUCUUAAACGUCAUCAUCGAACUUGCACUGGUGGAAACUCGCGAUCUGGGGCUCGCCGGCGCGCCUGUGAUCGAUGUGCUCGUCAGAAGAAAGCAUGCAGCUCGCAAGACCCUUGCCAAAGUUGUACCCGGAAGGGCAUUGCUUGUCAUUAUCUUCUAAGCUCUGAAAAUAUCGAAACCCCGGGUCGAAAUGGACCACUUGACCCGAUACAACCUGCCAGGGGCACGAAUCAAAAUGAAGGUGCCACGUCGGCUGGUAUGACCUUACCUUUUGGUAUUACCUCAGAGGAUUUGCAGGCUUUUGCAACCAAUUCACUGGAAGAUAUAUUGAGUCCGAGUGGGCUCGGGCAGACUGCACCGAGCUGGCUUGAACUCUUUGGUCCUCCAUCCGAUCGGAUCCUUUGCGAGGACCUAUCGACGACCCACGGUCACCAUUCACUGUAUUUUCUUGAUAGAUUCACAAGCAACACAGGCUUAGUGGCAAGUUUUGAAUGCGGGACUCAAGACCAGAGAGAACAGGUUGCCUCUGCAUUGGAGCUCGAGGCUCUGCACACGAAUAUCCCGGAACAUUUGAUAUCAUCUGGAUUGCCGUUAGACAUGGUACCUCCCUUAGUGGAAAAUAUUAGCGAUUUCAGCACUGAUAGUUGCCUUCCAUUAAACUGGCUGGGCGACCCACUGUCACUGAAGACUCAUGAAAUUCUCUUGCUCAUUGAGGAAGUUGUAACGAUUAAACCGCGAAACAGCGCAGUGACGCUUGACUGGUCAGCAGCACUGAAGAAUUCAUGUCUGCAAUUCUUCUCACCAAGAAAUCUGCGCAGACUCCUGGGGUUGUAUUGGGCUAUUUGGCACCCGAACGUCAACUUUGUUCACCGACCUACCUUUGACCCAAUAUCCGCGAAGCCUGCUCUUUUAGCUGCCAUGGCCCUGAUGGGGGCUUUCAUGUCGCCAGACAUGCCAGAUAACGAGGAUGCGCGAAUGUGGCUGAAUUGCGUAGAAGAGAUUGUUUUCAUUGACGAUGACUUCAAUAGUGAUCUCUCAAAUCGCUCGUCGGGUAGCCUUGCGGCCCAUCGCAGGAAGAUUCAAAUUCUUCAGGCGGCGUUCGUAGUCUGUCUUUUACAAACUUGGGAAGGAACAGACUCUAGCAAAGGUCGCAUUCGCCGGUAUCGCUUUGCCACGCUAGUAUCGACUGCACGAGACAUCGGGAUUGCGACAGCGACACACUUAGACUACGCCGACCUAGCAAGACAUGAAUUUGAAUGGAAAGAAUACGCUGCUCGCGAAGAGCUCAUUCGAGUAUUCACCUGGAUCUUUCUACUUGAUACCGCUUUUGUCAUAUUCAACAAUCUGCCACCUCGCCUAGUAAUAAAAGAGAUGAAGAUGCACAUGGCUUCUCCGGAGGCAUGCUUCCAAGCACCAACAGCCGCUCAGUGCCAUGAUCAGAUUCAGCUUCAUCUUCCGGCUGGGAGCCUUUACUGGAGUUUUUCGCUUCGUGGUGCAUUCGAGACUCUAUCACAGAAUAGCUUACCACCGACAAUGUCUCAAGCGCUCGCGGACUUGGGACAUCUGAAUCUUUUUGCUUUGACGUCAGCGAUUCAUUCACAAAUCUUCCAGUAUCGCAGCUCAGUGAGCACCUGGCAAAACCUAACUCCAAUUCACAACACACUAAGGAACUGGCGAAGUGCUUGGCAACUCUUUUCUUCAACUGCUUUUUUCAGCGUCUCUCCACACAUUACAGUCAAUGACCAGCACCUCGAUCCCGAGACCAUGUGGAAAAGAGUUGGUUUCCCUCGAUUCUGUCAUGAAUAUUGGCUUCUGGCCAACCUCAUGGCAGACCGCCUCGUUGCAUUAGGCAGCUUGCAGGGUACCGAUUUGGCAGCUCUUGGGGAGGGUCCGUUAGAUCCUAUCCUGAACAAAUAUGACCAGACUAGUAUGCGACAGGUGAAUGACCUUAUUAUGGGCUUCCAGACGUUUCAAAUAUGA